UGUCCAUGAGAAAGCUCGAGCAUUCAAAUACAUUAAUUCUCUCCUGUCCUCAAGGCUCAAACCUUCAGCUGGCUGUCUUUCGCUCGCUAGCGGCAUCUGGAAUCUUUUCGCGGUGAAAACCCAAUUCUGAACCUGUUGUUAGCUAGCUAUGCCUUUUUAAAAUGCUGUUGUUGUCGCUAUCAGGUCGAUGGCUAACUGGCUAGCAAAACAGCUAGCUAACGUUCAGCACUGGUUCAUCACCGACCGGCGAAAAGGAACCGAAGAAGGCUAUGGAUUAACAAUAUAACGGUACUUGAGUGUCCUGUCCAGACUAAACAGUACGAGCCAAAUAUAUCGAAAGAACCAGAUAAUUGUUGAAGAAGUUCUGUUAAUUAAUUGGUCGUUGGCACCACAGUCGUUCCCACCAUGGUGCAGAAGUAUCAGUCACCCAUCAGGGUGUACAAGCAGCCCUUUGAGCUGGUGAUGGAGGCCUACGAGAGGCGAUUCCCCACGUGUCACCUGAUUCCCAUGUUUGUGGACAGCGAGGUCUUGGAGGAAGCUAAGAGCGAGGACGGCUCCUUACACCAGGUCCAACGCCGCUGCAAACUGGACGUGGACGCCCCUCGCCUCCUCAAGCGGAUUGCGGGGGUGGACUAUGUGUAUUUCAGCCAGGAGAACACUCUGAACAAGAGAGAAAGGACGCUCCACAUCGAGUCCCACAACGAGACCUUCUCCAACAGAGUCAUCAUCCACGAACUCUGCAGCUACUCGGCCCACCCUGAGAAUGACGACUGGACGUGUUUCGAGCAGUCGGCCAGCCUGGACAUCAAGUCCUUCUUCGGCUUCGAGAGCACGGUGGAGAAGAUAGCCAUGAAGCAGUACGCCAGCAGUAUCAAGAAGGGUAAGGAGAUCAUAGAGUUCUACCUAAACCAGCUAGAGGAAGAGGGGAUAACCCACGUGCCCCGCUGGACUCCCUCCUCCUCCGUCACCACCAAACCCAUCUGUGCCACCCCAAAGGUCCUCCACCUGGAGCUCCCUGUCACUCCCGCUGUCUCAAUCCCUGUGUCUACUGAUGCCAAUCACCAUGAGAUUGCCAAUGCCAGCAAUAAUGAUGCCACCCAAAGUGAUGCCACCAGCAACGAUGCCAAUAGCCAGCCUGACAACCAGACAGAGAACCAGACGGGCACACCUGAUGACAAGUUGGAUGCAGACUACAUCAAGCGCUACUUGGGAGACCUGACGCCUCUGCAGGAGAGCUGUCUGAUCCGACUACGCCAAUGGCUGCAAGAGAGCCACAAGGGCAAGACCCUUGCCCUCACUCCCUCCUCUCCCUCCUCGCCACCUUUCCAGAUCCCUAAGGACGAGCACAUCCUUCGUUUCCUGCGGGCCAGGGACUUUAACAUGGAGAAGGCCAGGGAGAUCCUGUGUCAGUCCUUAACAUGGAGGAAACAGCACCAGGUGGACUAUCUGUUAGAGACGUGGACGUCACCACAGGUCCUCAGCGACUACUACACUGGAGGGUGGCACCACCAUGAUAAAGAGGGUCGUCCUCUCUAUAUCCUGCGUCUGGGACAGAUGGACACCAAGGGGCUGGUCCGAGCCCUGGGGGAGGAGUCUCUACUCAGACACGUUCUAUCCAUAAACGAGGAGGGCCUCAGGCGCUGUGAGGAGAACACCAAAGUCUUCGGCCGACCAAUCAGUUGUUGGACGUGUCUGGUGGACCUCGAAGGGUUAAACAUGCGCCACCUGUGGCGACCGGGGGUUAAGGCCCUUCUGAGGAUCAUUGAGGUGGUGGAGGCCAACUACCCAGAGACCCUGGGACGUCUGCUCAUACUGAGGGCUCCUAGAGUCUUCCCUGUGCUCUGGACCCUGGUGAGCCCAUUCAUCGAUGAGAACACCCGUAAGAAGUUCCUGAUCUACGCCGGUAAUGACUACCAGGGCCCUGGCGGCCUGCUGGACUACAUAGACAAGGAGGUCAUCCCAGACUUCCUGGGAGGAGAGUGUAUGUGUGAAGUCCCAGAGGGAGGCCUGGUGCCCAAGUCUCUGUACCGUACAGCAGAGGAGCUGGAGAACGAAGACAUCAGCCUGUGGACAGAGACUAUCUACCAGAGUGCCAGCGUCUUUAAGGGAGCACCCCACGAGGUGGGGAUCGAGAUCAUCGACGCCUCCUCUGUGAUCACCUGGGACUUUGACGUGUGUAAGGGCGACGUGGUCUUCCACAUCUACCACUCCAAGCGCGCCCCCCAACCCCCCCGCAAGGACCCCCUAGUGGGGCAACACAGCAGCAUCACCACCCCCGGGGGGAACAACGUCCAGCUCAUAGACAAGUCCUGGACCUUAGGCCGGGACUACAGCAUGGUGGAGUCACCACUCACCUGCAAGGAGGGGGAAAGCGUGCAGGGCUCCCACGUGACCAGAUGGCCCGGGUUCUACAUCCUCCAGUGGAGGUUCCACACCAUGCCGGGCAGCGCUUCCACCAACCUGCCCCGCGUGGACGACGUCCUCGCCUCCCUGCAGGUCUCCUCACACAAGUGCAAAGUAAUGUACUACACAGAGGUCAUUGGCUCCGAGGACUUCAGAGCGGCUUGCUUUGAUGUUCAAAGUUUGGGCUCUAUGACCAGUUUGGAGUCGAGUCACAGUGGUUUCUCCCAGCUCAGCCACGCCACCUCCUCCUCUAACCACUCCCAGUCCAGCUCCAUGAUCUCCAGGUAGAGGACUACAACUCCUGCCAAGGACUACAAUUCUCCCUCUGCUGGAUUAAAAGGCCCAGCUCCUCCAGCCUUCAGUCCACACUUUCCACCCUAACCACCUGAAACCUGUACUACUAUUAGUCAGUCACAAUGUGGAACUGAAGCAUGCUUGCACAACAGAGGAUAAAGAAGAUGUCGGCGGUUGAAAAACUGAAAACAAAGACUUGUGAUUUAAAGGGCUCCGUUUUUCUUGCAGAAGGCCAUGUAUAUUUCUUCCCAGCUUUCUGCUGGGCUGCUGAACAGAACGUUGGCAGAAUGUUUUUGGCUUGCUGAGACUUUGGUAGGUGUGGGAAGUGUCACACCCAUGGAGCGCAAUGCCGGAUCAAGCAAUUGUCACACUCAUUUAAGGAGUUGUGGGACCGGAUAAAAAAUGGAUGCGCCGUUACAUAUAUGCAUUAGAAGACUUUACACCCACGCACAUUUCCAAGGUGUUGGUGAUACUGUAUGUGCUGUUGCCUGCAGACAAACAUGCUCAAACAUAGGAACACACACAAACAUACUGUAUACAGACAAACCAUAAACACACCUGCAAUGACAUACAAAAAUACACAGUAUUUGCCAUAUCACCAGUGGGAUUUGUCUCUACCUGGUGAAUUGUUUAUAGGUCAUGAUUGGGGUAAAGCCGUAGUGAGGUAUCGUUUAGAAGCAAUAAGCAGAGUUUGAAUUUCUACUAUUGACAUAAUUACAUUUCUAUUUAUGAAAAUGUGUGUAUGGAGGUUUGUCCUCAUGUGUGCUAUGUGCAAUGUAUAGGUGACCUUCCAGUUACCGGGUGUGGCUAGACAGACAGACAGACAGACGGACACAUUUAAUUUAGCUAAACUUUCAUUUGGAGAAAUUGCCUAAAUAAAUUGCCAGAGGUUAUUUUUUACAUUUGAAUUCACAAAUGGAAUUUGAAUUGACACAUUUUGAAUGUGUUUGCAAAUUCAUGUGCACAUCUACUAGUCUCUUUUUGGCACAAGACACUUAACCAGUAAUGACUUUUAUAUUCUUGAAUUUCAAUUACUCUGACUUGAAUUUGAAUGGAUUCCACCCCAAACUGAGUGUUUCCUGUCUGUCCCUGUCUGCAGGAAUGAACUUGACACGUAGGUAGGUGUGGUUGUUAUUGAGAUGCCUUGUCAUUGAGUGGUCAUUGAUUGAAUGUGCUACUGAUGGUCAGUCAGGUGAGAUUUUGCUAGCCAAUGGAAUUCCCCGAACUGUCAGGGUCAGAGGUUGAAUAGGUUAAACUGCUAUUCUUUUUAGAGGUGUAGAUAUAGAGAGGGAGGAAGUGAAUGUUUUUUUGUGGUGAAGCUUAUCAUUUGCUACUGCGCCAUUUGUAGAAAUGUAUUGAUGCGUACAUGUACUUGGGCUAGUGCUGGUUGGAUUUUGUUACAGUUUUCUGUGAGAGUGAAGUGUGUUGCUGCAUGCUCAUAUGGUUGAUUGAUGAUUUUAGUUUAGGAGUUACCAUAGUAACAGAUACUACUCAUGAGCCAUUUGUUAGGACCAUUUUAGCCUUUGUAACUAACCAUGUAUAUAAGAAAUAUAUCUGCUUUAGGGGACACCCCCUUCGCCUCGCCUGAGCGACGUGGACAAAAUUGUCGACGUUUCCAUUGUGAUGCAACAUUACCCAUGCAAAUAAUGUUCUGUACAGUCACCUUGUGCUUCUAAAACACCAAAGACCAGCCAACAAAAAACUGUCCGUUCCAUCUUCUAGCGUCCAUGUUUGUUUUUAGGGGCUAUUUUGUGAGCUUCUAGUUCACAGAAGAGACAAUUAACUUCUCUACAGAUUAGACUGUAGGGCUGUUUCAAAGGGUUGGUAAACUGAGGCUCUCUCAAGACAAGUAAGCCCAUCCAGCUUGGUCAGAGUGCCACCGUGCUGCUGCGUGAUGUUAGAGGGCCAAAGACGUGUUUGUUGAUGGGCAUCGGAUCUCACUCCAAUGAUUAUCGGCCAAUCAGGACAGCAGCACCUGUCUGUUUUUAACUGCUGAUGAUAAUGAAGCCCAAGGUCAAAGUGACCAGUCUAUAAUGUACAGUCUGUGUCUAACUGGAAUAUCAUGAAAGGCUUUGCUCACUGAGGAAAGGACCCGCUCAGAAUUAAAGAAAGAAAGAAAGUGAAUAAAUGAAAUAAUGAAUAACUGUAAAUGUCUGUAAGGGUGUCGCCCAUGUCAGGUCUGAGGAUGUAUAGUUGAACUUAACUUCUCUUCUUCUGUACUCAUUUUAACCUUGAAGCAUGUCUAGGCAUAGACUAGCAUAGUUUCCUACUUUCCAGCUCUUUAUCAAAGGAAACUCAUAAUGUGUAACAUAAUAUCAACACAAUGUGUAACAUGCUCAACGGUUCACCAAGCUUUGGAGAACGGUUCCAGUCCUGGAUAUGUCUCUUUGUCCCUUCACACUCUGUUCAAUGUUAGUUUUUCUUUAGCAGUGUUAAAACAGUGCUUUAGAAGUGUCUCACUGUGUUGUUUGAAACCAGUGACCGAUAUCUUCAGUUCCCUUUCAGUUUCAUCAACUGACCUCAACAACAUAGUGUCACUGCAAAGACUGAAAUGUACCUGCUAUGUCACCUGCUUUACUCAACUUCUGUCAACCUUCACUUCUACUUAUCUCAUUUACAUAUGAGGGCUAUUUCUGUCUAGUUUGUCUGUCACCAACCAUCUCCUGUUGUUUCCCAUUCUCUCGUCUAGCCUCCCUUCCUAUAAGACAACGAUAAUGUUGCAUAUCUUUAUUUCCCUUGAAAUGAAUAAUUAUGUUUAAAAAAUAACUUUAAAUUAAUAUAAAAUAGCGCCUUUACAUUUUUUGAAACGAUUAAACUUGAAUUAUGAAAAUGAAAA
Messenger RNA from Coregonus clupeaformis (lake whitefish), 5533 nucleotides. Its product is annotated as SEC14-like protein 1. Bases 406 to 2691 code for a protein of 761 amino acids. Gene Ontology annotation, molecular function: RIG-I binding. The transcript is spliced from 17 exons. The record is from RefSeq and is a predicted model, not a curated record. NCBI's taxonomy places the organism in Eukaryota, Metazoa, Chordata, Actinopteri, Salmoniformes, Salmonidae. Gene Ontology annotation, cellular component: cytoplasm; cytosol. Gene Ontology annotation, biological process: negative regulation of RIG-I signaling pathway.